AUGAGGAUAACAAUUGAUAUGAUAAAUGAAGCAGAACAAUCCAGAAAUCCAGUUCUUGAAAAUACUAUAUCUUUAAGAGGUAAUAAAAUUAGUGUUAUUGAAAACUUAAGUAUAACAAAAGAUUAUUUUGAAUGUAUAGACUUAAGUGAUAAUGAAAUAAUCAAAUUAAAUAAUAUUCCAUAUUUAAAAAAAUUAAAAACAUUAAUAUUAUGCAACAAUAAAAUAGCCAGAAUUGAUGGAGACAUAUUCGACAAUUUACCAAAUUUAAAUUCAUUAGUUCUUACCAAUAAUAAGCUAGAAAAAUUAAGUGAUCUUAAAUCAUUAUUUAAAGCCAAGAAUUUAAUAAGGUUGAGCCUACUGGAAAAUUCAGUGUGCAAGUUAGAACAUUAUAGAGAAUAUUUAAUAUAUAAUAUACCCUCAUUAAGAUAUUUAGAUUUUGAAAAAAUAAAAACAAAGGACAGAGAAUUGGCAAAUGUUACAAUGGAAAAUUUUAAUGAAGAUGAUAAUGAGAAUGAAGAAUCCAGUUAA
Molecule: messenger RNA, 528 nt
Organism: Plasmodium adleri (nom. inval.)
Lineage: Eukaryota; Apicomplexa; Aconoidasida; Haemosporida; Plasmodiidae
Product: U2 small nuclear ribonucleoprotein A', putative
Exons: 5
Coding region: 1-528 (175 amino acids)
Biological process (GO): mRNA splicing, via spliceosome
Molecular function (GO): protein binding; U2 snRNA binding
Source: RefSeq, a predicted model, not a curated record